AUGGCAAACAUCGUAGCCCUUCUUGGUUUUGCUCCUCUAUCAUUCCCUCUGGCCACAAAACGAGCUAAAGAUUCUACUCUGGUUCCACUAUACGGCCUUGGCUACCUUAACAACGCUGUCUUAGGCCCCUUCUUUCUCGCCUUCCUGAGUUCCUACACGACGAUGAGCAGCCAUGAAAUAUUCAUCUAUGUCAGCCAGAUCGUAUUCGGGUACGCGAUCGAGUGGAAGUUGACUGUCAAUGGUGGGGGCAAGGCCGAGGAUACAGAAGAGGACAUCAUCCUCACCCCUGAGAGGUUCUGGGAGACGACGCUCAAGGGAAAACUUGAGUCUGUCGUUCAGCAGAAGACGCCACCGGGUGUGUCUUAUCAAGCACAAGAUACCAAAGUGAUUGUUUCCGCCAUUGGCAAGAGGAAGGUCCGAAAACGCUUCGACGAGCUGAAGAUUGAUUGGAAAGUGUUAAAAACCCAAUCACAUGGUUGGAGUUAUCUACCUCGACUAGGCAAACAGUUGUGCAUUACUAUCUCAAUCAACUACAUCAAGGCAAGUAGCUUAGCCGGCAUGAUCUACUUCCUUGCCUUAACAAUUUAUUCUAACUGUGUGAAACAUGAAGAGAACAAAAGAUAA
Truncatella angustata is the source of this 624-nucleotide messenger RNA. RefSeq lists its product as uncharacterized. NCBI's taxonomy places the organism in Eukaryota, Fungi, Ascomycota, Sordariomycetes, Amphisphaeriales, Sporocadaceae. The record is from RefSeq and is a predicted model, not a curated record. The transcript is spliced from 3 exons. The coding region runs from base 1 to 624 and encodes 207 amino acids.